Messenger RNA from Linnemannia hyalina, 1341 nucleotides. Lineage: Eukaryota; Fungi; Mortierellomycota; Mortierellomycetes; Mortierellales; Mortierellaceae. The record is from the annotation of a GenBank genome assembly.
AUGUCCGCUGAAUACGUAUCUACCGACGCCUGGUCCCUGGUCGGGUCCGUCCUUCAGGACGCCCCCAAGAACACCGCCUACCAGAUCAUGGAUGUCCUCGGCUACGGCACCUACGGUUCCAUCUACCUCGCCAAGACCGUCUCUUCCUCUUCCCCCUCCGAGUACAAGGCCAUCAAGUCCCUCUCUAAGCAGGGCCUCUCCCCCUCCCAGUUGUUGAUCCAGCGCCAGGAGAUCGACAUCCACCUCUCCCUCUCCUCCGCCAACAACGGCCAGCACCCCAACAUUGUCGACAUGUCCUCCGUCAUUGAGACCAAGGACUCGCUCUACCUCGUUAUGGAGUACUGCUCCGGCGGUGACCUCUACGACGCCAUCACCUCCCAGCACGCCGCCGCCUCCGACUCUGGCUUGGGCUUUGCCGCCGCCCCCAACACCACUGGUGGCCGCCAUCUCAACGUCCACUCCGACAAGUCUGUUCUCGAUGCCAUGCACCAAAUCAUCUCCGCCUUGGCUCACUCUCACCGCCACCAAGUCUUCCACCGUGACCUCAAGCCCGAGAACGUCCUCGUCGCCGGCGAUGGUUCGCUCAAGUUGGCCGACUUUGGUCUCGCCACCAAGGAUCGCAUUUCGACCGAUUACGGUUGCGGUUCCUCCUUCUACAUGGCUCCCGAGCAGCAGUCUGCACACUACCCUCGUCGCCCCUACUUGCCCGCCAAGUCUGAUGUCUGGUCGUUGGGUAUCAUUUUCUUGAACUUGCGCUUUGGUCGCAACCCCUGGAAGUUGUCCCAUCCUGAGGCCGAUGCUACCUUUGCCGCCUACGCCCAGGAUGCAACCGUCCUCGAUGGCAUGUUUCCCGAAUUGUCAGCCAAUGCCCUUCACUUCUUGCACCGCGUCCUCUGUGUCGAUCCCGAUCAGCGUGCCGAUAUCUUUGAGGCCCUUGAGCUCCUCCACCGCAUCGACUCCAUUGUCCCCCAGGAGGUUGGUAUGGAGGAUUGCGGCGAGAGCCGCUCCUCGUCCGAUCUCUCCGCCAGCACCUCGACCUCGACCUCCCAGUCUUCCUUGGCCGAGUCCGCGUCCAUGUCCCUUGAUGGAUCCUACCCUCGUCACAAUGGUUCCGACACUGAUUCGAUCUUCCAUAUGGAGGACGACUUUGGAUCGAAGCAGAUGCAGCACAACUGGUCGCUCGCCUCUUCUGGCCGGUCAUGGUCGGAUAUGGCUGAUGAGGAAGAGAUGGACUUCUCUCGGCCCGUUGACUUUGACGAGUCUGCUUCUGCUCCUUCCUCUGCGGAUUCGUUCUCGAUGGCCGGCUUCACCAAGCUUUCUGACCUAUUGAUGGUCAGAUAA